Nematolebias whitei (Rio pearlfish) is the source of this 318-nucleotide messenger RNA. Its product is annotated as ADP-ribose glycohydrolase OARD1. NCBI's taxonomy places the organism in Eukaryota, Metazoa, Chordata, Actinopteri, Cyprinodontiformes, Rivulidae. Gene Ontology annotation, biological process: peptidyl-glutamate ADP-deribosylation. The record is from RefSeq and is a predicted model, not a curated record.
CUGCCCUAAAUAAACGAGCUAGCCUGGUUGAAGCUAAUGAUUUCUUUUGUGUGUUCAGUCUUUCCACCAUCUAAACAAAUCAGAGGAAAAAUAUCUAAUUGUUGUUCAUGUCGUCCGACACUGGUGCUUCUUCCUGCACUGACUCAACGCAGUUUGCAGAUGACAGCUGGAGGCCGUUUUACGUGACGGGGGAUCUGUUCUCCUGCCCCGCGGAUGAUGCCCUGGCCCACUGCAUUAGUGAGGACUGCCGCAUGGGGGCAGGCAUAGCUGUCAUGUUCAAGCAGAGGUUUGGAGGGGUGUCAGAGCUGAAGGAGCAGA